This is a messenger RNA of Synchytrium microbalum, 804 nucleotides long. RefSeq lists its product as uncharacterized. The transcript is spliced from 7 exons. Gene Ontology annotation, molecular function: S-adenosyl-L-methionine transmembrane transporter activity. The record is from RefSeq and is a predicted model, not a curated record. Gene Ontology annotation, cellular component: mitochondrial inner membrane. Lineage: Eukaryota; Fungi; Chytridiomycota; Chytridiomycetes; Synchytriales; Synchytriaceae. Gene Ontology annotation, biological process: transmembrane transport. The coding region runs from base 1 to 804 and encodes 267 amino acids.
AUGGAUAAACCGCCAUCUGCUUGGCAAGCUCUCCUGGCAGGCGGAAUAGCUGGUACUGCUGUAGAUACGGUCCUAUUCCCUCUAGAUACGCUCAAAACACGUCUGCAAUCACGUAAUGGCUUUCGAGCUGCUGGUGGAUUUAAAGGAAUUUAUUCGGGCCUAUCAUCUGCUGUUAUUGGAUCUGCUCCUUCUGCUGGCAUGUUCUUUUUGGCCUAUGAAGGACUGAAAGAUGGUCUGCGCAAAAACUUCCCAUCUAUAAAUCCGCACGUGAUGCACAUGUUGGCUGCUUCUGGUGGUGAAAUCGCAGCAUGCACAGUACGUGUACCUACAGAAGUCAUCAAACAAAGAAUGCAAACAAAACAGUAUACAUCUGUUUCUCAUGCUGUGAGACAGAUAUUGGGUACAUCUGGUGUAUUUGGUUUCUAUAGAGGGUUUUCAAGUACCAUUGUUCGUGAGAUCCCAUUCACUUGUAUACAAUUCCCAUUAUAUGAGUGGCUCAAGGUGAAAUGGUCAACAUGGUUCAACCACCCACCGCUACCAUACGAAAUUGCUCUCUGCGGCUCCAUAUCAGGUGGUGUAGCAGCUGGUCUCACUACACCGCUAGACGUAGUCAAAACACGAAUCAUGUUAUCAAACAAGACUGGGAAGGAAUCACCCACCAUCGUAUCUACAUUCUCCCAUAUUUUGAGAGAAGAGGGAUGGGGGAGAUUGUUUUCUGGGAUUGUCCCUCGUGUGUUGUGGAUUUCGUUAGGUGGCAGUAUCUUUUUGGGAGUUUACGAAGUUGCAAAGACUUCAUUGCAGUAA